AACCCAGCGAGAGAACGAGUGACGACGACGAACUGCUAACGAGUUAGCCGGUUAGCUCCGGUUAUCUAAAUGUGAGAGCGCGCUGGAGGUGAUUUAUAUGAUAUAGAAUAAUACCCCAGAACAGUUUGAGUUUUAUUUUAGCGUAUCCAGCCAGGUCUAGCAGCCAUGCCCAGCAAAAAGAAGAAAUACAACGCCAGAUUCCCUCCGGCACGGAUUAAGAAGAUUAUGCAGACAGAUGAAGAAAUAGGAAAAGUGGCUGCUGCAGUACCUGUUAUUAUUUCGAGAGCCCUGGAGCUUUUUUUGGAAUCGCUGCUUACAAAGGCCUGUCAUGUCACCCAGACUAGGAAUGCAAAGACAAUGACAACAUCACAUCUGAAGCAAUGCAUUGAGCUGGAGCAACAGUUUGAUUUCUUGAAAGAUCUGGUGGCAACGGUGCCGGACAUGCAGGGCGAGGGUGACGAGAACCACACAGAAGGGGGAGGAGAAAAAGUCUCACGCAGGGGUCGAAAACCAGGGUCUGGCCGCAAGAACGGAGGAGCUGGCUCCAAAGGCAAGGACAAGAAGCUGUCUGGCACCGAGUCAGAGCAAGAGGACGAAUCUGAAGACAGUGAGACAGAUGGAGAUGAGGAGGACGGCUCUCAGUCAAGCACAAAUCUGCAGGCUGCAUCCAGGUUCCACAGCUCAAAUGCACCCCCUCAGUACAUGCAGAUGGGCAACAUGGUCUCCAUGGGCGGCAUGGCUCCAGCUCAACCCCAGGGCGGCAUGGCCUUUACGCCCCACCCCUCCAUGAUGAGCAUGGUGCCGCCUCCCCCUGCUCCUGCGCCGCACAAAAACGAGGAUGACGACGAAGACUAUGACUCUUAGCUCCCUUUUCCCUCCUCUUCCACACACUCAACAUAAUUUUUGAUUUCUUAAGACGAACCCGCAGCGGGGAAAGACUCUUCAUCACAGCCCUCGGGAGCCGGCUAAGAACGACACCGCUGCAGGAUAAGGAAAUAGGAACCUGGCUGUAUAUUAUGUGUUUUAAUUUUCUUUUUUAAAAAGGUUUUAUUUUAUUGUAGAGGAGGAUGUUUUUUAACAAGUCGGUCGCUCUAUUUUGAAUAUUAAAAUCAGCAGUCGUCACUGUUAUUUCGCCACAAGCCCCUGCAGACUGGAUAGGUGUGGGUUGUGUUUAUUUGUAGCUUUUUUCUUUUGGCACUUUCUUAAAUUCUCUGUAGUAGACGUAAUGAAGUGAACUCAAACAUUUAGGCCGGCUCAGAGAAAUCUAUAGGUGUUUAUCAAAGUCUUAUUGCAAAAUCAACCGUUUUUGGAAGUAUUUAGUGAGCAAUCAGCACUUUUUGAAGGAAAAGAAGCUCAUUGUCUCCCUGAUAAAGUCUUCUAUUACUGUGUUAUUGAUUGGCCAUGAAACACUGCUGUUCAAACGUGAGCCGUACUUCCCGGCUUUGUCACGACUCGCUGCUCAGUCCAAUUGUCAGGCUGUAACAUAAACAAGGAAGCAGGUGUAUUUUUACUAUAGGUUAAGUAACUACAGCUUUUUCUUUGCAUUAGUUUGUAUUUUUAAUUCACGUUUUUACCAGGAGAACUGUAAACCUUUCUCUGAAGUCAAACAUAUCAGCAGGUUAAUCAUUAGCUUCCACUUUGUUGUUGUUUUUGGCGCUCUCAGUGUCUGUAUUAUUAUUUUAUACGACCCGUUAACCCCCCCCCAAAUCACCCAUCUGAUUUAUACUGUGACUCGGACCAUAACUUUGUUUUUAAAGUUGUCUUUAGUCCUCCUUUGUUUCUAUUCUGGCCCUCCUUUGACAAAUUUCAGCAACUUUCUUCGUUAUUGUCGACAUUUUUUCCCUCUUUUAGCUUGUUUUAAAGUAUCAAUUGAAAGCAGAGGUGGGACUUCCCAUUUACAUGUCAGUCUCGGUAUGAAAUGUUUCCAAAUAGACAGUUGACACUGUAUUGUAAAACUUUUAACAUUCUUUUUAUUUUGUAUGGGUGAAAUAAAGUUCAUAUUUCAAUUUAAAAACCAA
Messenger RNA from Cheilinus undulatus (humphead wrasse), 2018 nucleotides. It is a transcript of the gene drap1, whose product is annotated as DR1-associated protein 1 (negative cofactor 2 alpha). The transcript has 7 exons. Gene Ontology annotation, molecular function: transcription coactivator activity; RNA polymerase II general transcription initiation factor activity; protein heterodimerization activity. The record is from RefSeq and is a predicted model, not a curated record. Gene Ontology annotation, cellular component: negative cofactor 2 complex; nucleus. Lineage: Eukaryota; Metazoa; Chordata; Actinopteri; Labriformes; Labridae. Gene Ontology annotation, biological process: positive regulation of transcription by RNA polymerase II; negative regulation of transcription by RNA polymerase II; transcription by RNA polymerase II. Bases 166 to 864 code for a protein of 232 amino acids.